AAGAGUACUGUGAAGGCCAACUCUACUUCACUGUUGGCAAGACAAGCUGCACCAAUAUGUUGCUAUCUCAUCUCAUUUCCUUGCUUGGAUCUGCAUUGCCCUGGCUUCUCGCGGUAACAGGCUUAUUUUUGUAUAUUCUCUACAAAUAUUUUGCAUCUGAGAAAAAACCUGUACCUCCAGGCCCAUCAGGUAUCACGCUGUUCUUCGACAUUUUGAAAUCGAUAAAAGGAGGAACUCUACAUUUACUGGGGGAGAAGUGGGCCAGACAGUAUGGAGACAUCGUCAUGUGCAGGACCAUCAUCGGCAACUUGUGUUUCCUCAACUCGGCGAGACUUGUCAGACAGGUGUUUACCGACAAGGAGACACAGCUCAUCGCCAACGAUCGUCCACAUACAUUCACUGGUGCUGUAUUGUCAUAUAAGUUCAAGGAUGUGGGAUUAAGUGAUGAAGUCAAAACGUCAGAGUGGUCCAAGAUAAGAAAACUCUUUCAUUCCACUCUCAGGUUCUAUGGAAGCGGUGUGGAGACGCUUGAGGGGACGCUGCAAACAGAGUUACAUAACUUGACUGAGACCCUGGAAAUACAAACAAAAAUGGUGGGUGAAAAUAACCGCCAGAUUCCAUUAGGAUGCUGUGAACUGGAGAUGGAACAUUUCCUGCCUAUUUCUAUUCGACGUGUCCUAGCAACUUUGAUCACAGGUGAAGCCCCAGGUUCUAAAUUACCACAAAUGGUUGGAGAUUUGGCAGUGUGUCUACAGAAAAUAAUAUGUCCUACCACUGACAUUCUUGUAUACGCUCUUCCAUUCCUACGGUUUCUCCCUGGAACCUACUACAAGGAGCUGUGUGACAGGACGCUCCAGUGCCGAGACGCCUUCAUGGAAGAGGUCCUCACCAAAGGAAAAGCUAAUCACGUGCCUGGUAAACCGAAGGGGAUGCUGGGUGCACUUCUCGAUGAGCAGAAGAACAGCGACUGGUUUACAGACGACCAUAUACGGGGAAUGCUUGUUGACAUUGUUAUCGCUGGGUAUGCUACUUCCACUGAGCUGCUCAAGGGCUUCUUCCUGUACAUGGUUCACCAUCCUCGAGUCAUGAAAAAAGUUCAAGAAGAGAUAGACAGGGUCUUGGGACAAAAAAUACCUUCUCUUGAAGACAGAAGAAGCCUGCCCUUCACAGAAGCGGCCAUAUUGGAAGCACUUCGAGUUGUUAGUGCUGCUCCGCUAUCUCUCGCACACGAGACAAGAGAGGAUUUCACCACUGACGGUUUUUUCAUUUCCAAAGGGACGAUUAUAUUUGAGAACAUUUGGUCGAUGAACAGGGAUCCAACAGCAUGGGAGGACCCUGAGGUAUUUCGUCCUGAGCGUUUCCUAGACGACGAGGGUCAGUUGCUGCCCCCUACUCACCCUACACGAUGGAGAUUUCUUCCCUUUGGGAUUGGAAAGCGCAGCUGUCCGGGGGAGAACUUCGCGCGCUCGCGGGCCUUCCUCUACGUCACAACGCUCUUACAGCAGUUCGACUUCCUCCCGCCUGUCAACCAUGAUUUGCUUCCCCUGACACCAGAUUCGUGGACAGAGGGUGUAGUCCUGCAGCUCAAGCCAUGCUACGUGACAAUAAAGAGAAGGUCACAGUAGUCAUACACGGGUAAAAGGCUGGUAGCGAAUAGGGGACACCGAUUUGUCUCCUUACCUUUGUCACGCAUAUUUGUUUACUGCUUCAGAAUAAUUGUGUCAAAAUCUAACACAUUUGUGGAGCAAACGCCUGCUGUGCUGGAAUUGUCUGUAAUCUUUCCUUUGUAUGGCAAUAGGAAGUGAAGUAAAAUGUUUAGGACAAGCUGACGAUGGUUUUAUAACUAAAGUAAAAUUGAAACAUAAACAGUAUCACUGACAGGACAGUUUAUAAUGUAAAAUAUAUCACAUUGCAUAAAGAUAACUGCAAUUUAUGAAUUGUUUCAGUAAUGUAACCAUAUCAGUAAAACAAAUCUACCAAUAAACAAGAAACUUACCUUUCAGUCUCUUAAAGCUGUAAAAUGUGAUAUUAUACAUUUUGUUAUUCGAUUGUUACAGAUAAAGUUCGGCUUCAGAUCAUGGUUAUAUGUCAAAAAAUAAUGCCUUCACAGUCAAAUUACUUGGGGUACCCUAUAUGUAUCAUGUAUCCGAUGCUGUUCUUGGCUGCAACACAAGUCAGUUUUAUUUACCUCCUUGAUAUUUACUCAUUCAUAGUUUGUAGAUACAUCUCUAUUACUCCAGUACAUCACCUACACCUUUAAGCAUUGUUGUUUGCUCGUAACGCAAUUCUAAGCGUGGAAACACUUGAUUGUCUCCAUCUCCACAGUCACCACAAUUGAAACGGUUUUAUUAUAUCUCAUUGAAUCCGAGUGUUUCAGGGCCUCAAAGUGUUGUGGCGUUCGCUCAAAGUAAAGAAAAUAUUGCAUGUGAUGUGGGAAUUCUUAUAUGAUUGUUGUCUUAUUGUAUUUUAGUGUUUCUGCUGACAUCUGUAGCAUAGUUUCUGCAAGAAUCAAUUUCUUUUAUUUUUGUAGUCGUUUCUGUACUGUAUCAAGCAGACUAUUACUAGAAAGGACUCACCUGCGUUGCUCGAGUGGUGUCCCUUUGACUGGCAGGCUGUCAGCACUCUGCACUGAUCAAAGAUUCGGUGUCCUUAAAAAGGGAGAUAAUUAUUGUGAUGCUGCUGGACGCUCUUUGUCUCUAUCUUUCGGUAUGCCAUACUGUUUUUUGUUUUGUUUUGUUUUUUGAAAAAGAAACCUCUUUGACAUGUGCAUAAAAAUUUUUCCUUUAGUCUGUAAAACAGAUGCAAAUAAUAAACCAUGUGACCUAUCCAUUGGAAUGUUAUAAACUCCGCCGUGGUCUUGGUGCACAGAGAGACAGUACCGGGUCAAAAUAAUCUUGUCGCUAUCAUGCUUGCAUUAAUAAUAUGUAUCUUGUAUCACAUAAUAAAAAUGAUGAAAACAAAACCACUUGCCAGCAAACAGAAAUUAAAGCGCUCGUGACGAUAAUUUGGCCGACCAUGUUUUCCUACAUUAAUUCGCAUUUUAUUCCUCUACAUUAAAUAUAUCGCCUUUUCACUAUAUCGCGCUCGUUCUUAUUAUAUAUAAAUUAUCAUAGGAUAUCCGCAACAGUCCGGACAUCUGGCGUGUGUCUGUUCUAGAAUAUUCCAUUUAGUUAGUAUAUCUGUUUCACAAAACACUCUCACAUUCAUGUAAACAUGCUAACACAACAAUCUGUGCCAGAUAAACACAACUAUGCUUCAGUCUCAUUCAAAGUCACAGGAGUGCGAGUCCAAUUGCCAAGCAUUCAAACCAAGUAGGGCGCACAUGCUUGUGCAAGCUUAAGUUCAGACCCAUGUCCCACUACUUUUAAAGUUACAUUUAAAAGGAAUAAGUAACAUGACCGACCUUGAACUUAGAUCAAUCUUCUACAUUUUGUUCGUUUUUCGACUGCUGCUGUGCUGUUUUCUUUGUGUGUAAUACCAAUGAUAGUGAGCAAGGUCCUUAGUAGGUAUUUUUAUUCUGUUUGGAUGUUUGUGUCCGUUAGCAUUAGCCGACAAGAUGGAGAACAGAUCUUUAUUUAGGCCCGGGUCCUGGCUUCACUACUCUGGGGAGCUCUUCUUUUUUCUUUCCUUUUUCUUUCUUUCUUUUUCUCUUUCUUUCUUUCU
Molecule: messenger RNA, 3663 nt
Organism: Pomacea canaliculata
Lineage: Eukaryota; Metazoa; Mollusca; Gastropoda; Architaenioglossa; Ampullariidae
Product: cytochrome P450 2U1-like
Exons: 8
Coding region: 57-1625 (522 amino acids)
Molecular function (GO): monooxygenase activity; oxidoreductase activity, acting on paired donors, with incorporation or reduction of molecular oxygen; heme binding
Source: RefSeq, a predicted model, not a curated record